This is a messenger RNA of Durotheca rogersii, 522 nucleotides long. RefSeq lists its product as uncharacterized. The record is from RefSeq and is a predicted model, not a curated record. The transcript has a single exon. Bases 172 to 453 code for a protein of 93 amino acids. NCBI's taxonomy places the organism in Eukaryota, Fungi, Ascomycota, Sordariomycetes, Xylariales, Xylariaceae.
GGGCCAAGUUAUGGCCAACGAUAGUAGAAGAGAACGGCAGAGGCAGGAAGGUAGAAAGAGAAAGAUGGAGGACGGAGACGAGAAAGGAGGAAAAUACGGUUAUUUCGGCUGUUUUUUCUUUUCCCUUGUUACCGCUGUUACAUAAGUAGGCAGGUCGGUCGGUACCUAGAUAUGCAGGUAUAUUAUGUACGGUUAGGGCCCUUGGUGACGCUGGCAAGGAUAGCGAUGCUCUCGUUUUCCUGGGCCCGUCUUUGCCAGCAAGUGCUGAGUGCCCCUGACGACGAUCGUCUCUCUUGCUCUCUCGCUCCCACCCUGUGCGGGCGUGCGUCUCCCUCGUUCUCUCUUCCUCUCUACACCGGCAACCAUGGCUUCUCGAACGACCGAAAGGGGAAAUGCCACCCGUUCUGCUGGCCCGUAGUCCGGCCGGGAGCCCGCCUACGUAGUAGUAAGUAGGUAGGGAAACGACAGUUAAUACUUACUUUCGUAGUCGGCGUCCGUUGGGAUGACUGAGGAGGGGGGGGG